GUCAUACUUGUCAAAUUUUCGUUGUCGAGUUUGGUGCGGGCUGCGGAUUGCAGUUGGAUGUUUGUGAUCGUUAAAAAUCUUGGGUGUGUUCAUCGCGUGAUAGUAUUCAAUGUGGCUGUAAUAUCGUGAAGAGAUCCACAGAAGUUUAAGUGUUAAUAAUGUUGCGAUCUUUUCUGGAUAAAUUCUGGAACGAGGAUGUGUGGUUGCCGCCGAACACUACUUGGGAAGAUCUUACUCCAGGACCUGAUAAGGCUGUGUCUUAUACUUACCAUUGGGAUCUGCUGUAUCCCAUACCGUUGGCAUUUGUACUCAUAGCCCUUCGUUAUGCUCUGAACAAAUACUGGUUCGCCCCUUUUGGCAUGUCAUUGGGCAUCAAAAACACAAGACCAAAGAAAGCCCCUAGCAACCCCAAAUUGGAGGCAGCAUAUCAGUUAACUCCAAAAAUAAAACAUAAACAGUUGUUUUUGAGCAAGGACGAGAUCCUAUCCCUUUCUAAGCAAGUGGAUCUGACAGAGAGGCAAGUGGAGCGAUGGUGGCGCCUGCGCCGGAGCCAGGACAAGCCGUCGAAUCUGGUGAAGUUCUGCGAGAAUCUAUGGCUGUGUACCUUCUAUUUGUACAACUUCUCUUAUGGCGUCUUCGUGCUGUGGGACAAGGACUGGUUGUGGGACAUCGAUCAGUGCUAUGUGGGGUAUCCUCAUCAGGGUUACACCAACGACGUGUGGUGGUACUACAUGAUCUCCUCAGCUUUCUACUGGUCUCUGACCUUCUCCCACUUCUGGGACGUGCGCCGCAAGGACUUCUGGCAGAUGUUCGUCCACCACGUGGCCACCAUCGCGCUGCUGACCUUCAGCUGGGUCUGCAACCUGCACAGGAUCGGGACUUUGGUGCUGCUGCUGCAUGAUUUCGCUGAUAUAUUUUUAGUGGCGGCGAAGGCAGCCAAAUACGCGAACUUCCAAAGACUGUGCGACGUGAUAUUCGCCGUGUUCACGGUCGCGUGGAUUGUCACGCGGCUGGGCUUCUAUCCCUUCUACAUUAUAUGGAGCACAUCGAUCCGCGCGCCAAUGCUCCUGCCGAUGUUCGCGGCAUACUAUAUCUUCAACGCCAUGCUGUGCUUCUUGUUAGCGCUGCACGUGCUAUGGAGCUGGCUCAUCCUGCAGGUCGCCUACAAGGCCAUCAGCGCGGGGCAGGUAUGGACCUUAUGCCGCGGGGAUACGGCGCACAGUGCGAUGCUGUGCGUCCGCUUGGUGCUAUGGAGCUGGCUCAUCCUGCAGGUCGCCUACAAGGCCAUCAGCGCGGGGCAGGUAUGGACCUUAUGCCGCGGGGAUACGGCGCACAGUGCGAUGCUGUGCGUCCGCUUGGUGCUAUGGAGCUGGCUCAUCCUGCAGGUCGCCUACAAGGCCAUCAGCGCGGGGCAGGUAUGGACCUUAUGCCGCGGGGAUACGGCGCACAGUGCGAUGCUGUGCGUCCGCUUGGUGCUAUGGAGCUGGCUCAUCCUGCAGGUCGCCUACAAGGCCAUCAGCGCGGGGCAGGUAUGGACCUUAUGCCGCGGGGAUACGGCGCACAGUGCGAUGCUGUGCGUCAGCUUGGCGCUGCACGUGCUAUGA
Ostrinia nubilalis (European corn borer) is the source of this 1604-nucleotide messenger RNA. RefSeq names its product ceramide synthase 6-like. Gene Ontology annotation, molecular function: DNA binding; sphingosine N-acyltransferase activity. The transcript has 7 exons. Gene Ontology annotation, cellular component: membrane. Lineage: Eukaryota; Metazoa; Arthropoda; Insecta; Lepidoptera; Crambidae. The record is from RefSeq and is a predicted model, not a curated record. The coding region runs from base 159 to 1604 and encodes 481 amino acids. Gene Ontology annotation, biological process: ceramide biosynthetic process.